Molecule: messenger RNA, 4869 nt
Organism: Talaromyces atroroseus
Lineage: Eukaryota; Fungi; Ascomycota; Eurotiomycetes; Eurotiales; Trichocomaceae
Exons: 3
Coding region: 1-4869 (1622 amino acids)
Biological process (GO): fatty acid metabolic process
Molecular function (GO): medium-chain fatty acid-CoA ligase activity; phosphopantetheine binding
Source: RefSeq, a predicted model, not a curated record
AUGGCGGAUAUGUCAGAUAGUUUCCUCACGGAACAGCUUCUGUGCCUCCGCAAUGAGGCCUCUCACCCAGACUCUUCACACCGCCUCUCAGACCUUCUAUCUUCCAACUCCGGUCCUUGGCCCAUUCGUCAACUAAUCCUAACCUUCCAAGACAUCUACAAAUGCCUCCCCGAGUCUCUCAAGGCCAAGAACGAUGAAUCAAUAACCCGCCUCCGUGCACAAGUCAAAGCAGCCACUCCCAGCAUUGCAGACUUAAUAGGGACAGACUCUCGCGCCGGUUUCAUCGAUCCCACCACAGAACGGAGUCUGACACAUAAUGCUAUCCGCCAAUUCGCGCAGAGUUUCCAAAUACCUGUUGGCCCUUCCCGCCAUGGAAAGCCUCGCGUCGCCGUCAUCCUGCCUAACGGCCUUCUUAUGGCAGUCGCGGUUCUCACAUUCGCCAACAGGUAUACCAUUUUGCCAAUGGUAUCAAAUAUGGUGCCGGAGCAGCUACACAUGGACAUCGAACAUUCACAAGCUGACGCAAUCGUCGCACUGGAUGCUGACAUUGGCAAGUUGCACUUGGACAACGGUAGUCGGCCGGUGUUUGGCAUCGAGCAACUGGAAGACUUGACUUUCAGGGUGGUUUCUUCACAACAUGCCCCUAGUACGACAUCAAAUAUCCUCCCCAAUGCUGGGGACGACAUUGCGAUUAUCCUUUUCACCAGUGGUACUAGUGGUACCAAGAAGCUGGUUCCCAUCACAACUUAUAGUCUCAUUGCGGGUACAAUUGCCACCAUGGAGUCGGUAGAACUGUCCGAGACAGACGCCUGCUUGAACAUGAUGCCGCUGAACCAUGUUGGUGGCAUCGUCCGUAGUAUCUUCUCUCCCAUUCUCGCCGGCGGUGCCACAAUUUGCUGCCCUGUUUUCGACCCCAGCAUGUUCUGGGAUAUUGUCGAAAACCCUAACAUGACACCAACUUGGUAUUAUGCGACCCCAACGAUGAACCAAAUGAUCCUUGGUGAAGCUGAGCACCGCCCCGAAGCUGUUAAGCAAAGCACCAUUCAGUUCCUUUGUAAUGCUGGUGGGGGUCUUCCUCCAACGCUCGCCGUGCAGCUUCGUGAUACUUUCCACUGCUCUACCCUUCCCAGCUACGGCAUGACUGAGUGUAUGCCUAUUGCUGCGCCGCCCAGGGACUACACUCUUGACCGCCCUGGAACGUCGGGACGCAUCGUUGGUCCUGAAGUUGUAAUUAUGAGCGAGAGUGGCAAGCCUGUCGAGCGAUGUGGGAUGCUCGGUCAUAUCUGCAUUCGUGGAUCACCAGUGUUCGAGGGAUAUCUGACCUCCGAAGGCAAGAUCGACACCAGUGCAUUUAAUGAGUCCGGCUGGUUCGACACCGGUGAUUUGGGAUACCUCGAUGCUGAUAACUAUCUGUACAUCACCGGCCGCAGCAAGGAGGUCAUCAACCGUGGUGGUGAAAUUAUCAGUCCCGUGGAAAUUGAAGAUGCCGUGUUGACAUCGGCCAAACAACCUGGCUCUCCAUUGUAUGGUCGCGUUGCCGAGACAUUAGCUUUCUCUGUUCCGGACACGGUGCUGCAGGAAGUCGUCGGUGUGGUUAUCGUCACAACCCCUGGCACCACCCGGCCAGAUCUUCGCCAGCUGCACGAAGCGCUGCAGCCUAUUAUCCACCAGCCCAAGUGGCCCGCACUGGUAGUGUACAUGGACCGGGUGCCGAAGUCGAACAAUAAGCUCCAGCGUAUUAAGCUCGCUCAGCGGUUGGGCCUGGAAGCCCUCACUCCAACUACACCUCUAGCAGACCGCCAUUACGAAGCUGUCUGCCCGCCCAACGGUACACCACUCAGUGAAUCAAUACCGCAAAAGGCAUGUAUCGUCGACCAAAACAUAAUCCGCUCGUUCCUUAGCGAGAUGACCUGCACCCCAGAGGUGCACGUUCACAUAAAUUCACGCGAUGGCUUCGCACAGGCUGUUCUGUUCGGCCGGACUCCGGAUAAUGACCAUAUAACACCUGGCGACCUCCACAACCAACUCGAUGGCUACCUUAUUCCUAGUCGCAUCGUUCUGCUCGAAGAUCCCCUGCCCGUUGAUGAGUUCGGGAACCCUGAUCAGGCCGCUAUCGACAUGGCCAUCCGUGCUCGCAACUCAGAGGGCGAUCUGUCGCCCCUACAGCGACGCGUGCGUGAGAUUUUCGCAGCCGCCUUGUCUUGCCCAGCAGAAGAAAUCUCCGCGCUUACUGACUUCUUCGUUGCUGGCGGUGAUAGUCUCAGUGCAGGCCGUUUGGUUUCGCAGCUGCGUCGCGAAUUCGGGAUUUUCCUGGCCGGUGACAUUCUCUUCCAGUACAGUACCGUUGGCGAUAUCGAGAACAAGGUUGCCGAGGGUGUUGAAGCCAAGGCCGCCAAGGGCGAGGACAGUGAAGUCCAAUUGCCCGGUUGCGAGGAAACAUAUAGCAGCACCAACCCAAUUGUCUUGGUCCUGCAUCUGUUCCCGCUCAUGUUCUUCUUUCCCAUGAAGCGCGCUUUCCAGUGGAUUAUAUUCUCAUACAUCGUGGCCGAGUGCUCAACCCGGUUCCCCAUUCGUGACCAGCUCAUCGGUCGUUUGGUUCUGAUUGUUCUAGCUGUGCUGUCGGGCCGUGUCGCCGGAUAUAUCGUGGCUCCCUUCUGCGGCAUCAUCUUCAAAUGGCUUGUCGUCGGUCGCUACACCGAGGGCAUGUAUCCCAUGUGGGGGCCCUACCACACGCGCUGGUGGUUGGCACAGAAGGCAUUGCAGGUGUGUGGAAAGGGCAUAUUCAGCCACUUCAACUGGUCGCGCGUGCUGUUCUACCGCCUGCUCGGCGCGAAGAUUGGCAAAAACGUUACUAUCUCCAAAACUACUAAGCUUGGCGAGUAUGACUUGGUCGAAAUUGGUGACAAUGUCGUCUUGGAUACCUGCCAGUGUCGUCCCUUUGCCGUGGAGCGCAAUACCUCUAUGCUCUUGAAGCGCAUCCGCAUUGGCAAGGACUCGUCCGUUGGCCUUAAGUCCAUCAUUGCCCCCGGUGCUGAUAUCCCCGAGAAUACCUGUAUUGGUCCCAACUCGUCGAGCUGGGAACUCCAGGAUGCUGACGAGUCCAACCGCGAGUUGCUCUCAUCUCGUAUCCCUUCGCCGCACUGGCUUUGGAACCUCAUUCUCAUUGAGCCGCUGCGAAUCCUCGUCUGGGUCUGUGCUCGUCUUACAUGGAUGGGUGGCCUCGUACCUAUGGUGCGCCAGAUCCCUACUCAGUCGCCUGAUAUGUUUCUGGCUACCCUGGAAUGGUUCACCAGUGCUCGUCGGAUUGGCUUCCACAUUACCGCGAGAAUAUGCCGUGCGAUUGGAGGCCCGAUUGUGCUUUUUAUUGCAGUCCUGAUUGUCAAGACAAUGCUCGAUCUCAUCUGCGGCAAGCCCAAGCCCGGACCUGCCUCCAAGCAGACUACUCGCCAGAAAGUGCGGAGUGCUGUGCUCGCGCAGAUCAUGCCAGCGGGCGAUAUCCACGAUCUCACCCGUCUUGCUGGUCGUCACUACGAACUUGCCUCGGUCUUCGUCCGUCUCCUUGGUGGCAAGGUUGGCAAGCGUGUCUACUGGCCCAGUGUCGGUCCCAUGGUUUCCGACUUUGACCUCAUCGAGGUUGGCAACGAUGUUGUCUUUGGUUCUCGCUCGAGUCUCAUCACGUCCGAUGGCUAUGGUCGUGACCGCGUCGUGAUUGGUGACGGCGCCAUGGUUGGUGACCGUGUUGUCGCUUUGCCCGGAGUGACCAUCGGUCGUGAAGCCAUGAUCGGCUCCGGUGCUUUGCUUCGCCGUAACGGCGACUUCCCAGAGAAGACAGUGUGGACUGGUAGCAAGGGUGGUAACGCGGUGCAGUUCACGACUUCCACCUCGGUGCCCGCCUCGAGUGGCCCUACUCUGGUCGGAAGCAGCAACAGUAGCGACGACGGCAGCAGCGAAGACGAGAAGCAUAUGGCCGAGAAGCGCAUUGGAGAAAAGACCCCAAACGAGAAGCUGACUGUUGUUGGCGAGAAGGACAAGACCGUUACCGAGAUCACUGAGCUGGAUACCUGCAAACCUUUUGGUCGUGCAUUCUAUCGCCACGAGUCUAACUAUUACGUCCUCCGCAUCUGGCAGAUUGUCGUAUAUUCCAUUGUUUCGGUCGUCUUCACCACUGUCUACUGGAUCAUGUCCAUCAUUUUCUCACUCUUGGCUCUCCGUGCUGCCCUGAGCUACAGCAACGCCGCUGGAUUUCAGCAGGGCCCCUGGCGCCCAUUCGUUCUGUACGGCACACUCGCCGCAAUCCUGUCCGGUGUCAGCGCUGCCCAAGCCUUCCUCGCCCUCGGCAUCAUCAUCUGCAUUAAAUGGAUGGUCAUGGGCCGCCGCAAAGAAGGCACCUUUCACUGGGACAAGAGCAGCUACAACCAGCGCUGGCAGUUCCUCCUCUCCUGCGAGACUGUCAUCAAGGAUUGCUAUGGCGGUGCUGGUCUCCUGCCUAUGAUUACUGGCACUGCCUACCUUAGCUGGUACUACCGCCUCCUGGGCGCGAACAUCGGAAAGGACUGUGCCAUUCACGCCAACGGCACUCCCAACAUCUUCUUCACUGAGCCUGAUCUCCUCACUCUCGGUAACCGUGUCGCUGUGGAUGAUGCCAGUCUGGUCUGCCACUUGAACUCGCGUGGUGAAUUCGAGCUGCACACCUUGAAUGUUGGAGACCGAAGUAUCUUACGCGCUGGAUCGCGGUUGAUGUCUGGUGCCUCGAUGGGCCAGGAUGCUUGCCUUUUAGAGCAUACGCUGGUUCUUUCAGGUGACCAUGUUGAGGAUGGGGACACGCUCCAAGGAUGGCCUGCCGAGGGCUUUGAUGGGAAGCGCGCUUAG